AUGGAGACCAAAAGGUGCGACUUCUCCGGAGAAGACACGGACUCUCUGUCCACCAUCAUCUACCGCGUUUCAACCAGCGUGGAACUCAUGGCCGGGAUGUCUUUGAACGUCUUCAUCAUUGCCGUGAACAUCGCUGACCGGCUGCGGAACCGAGGCCUGAAGCCCGUCGACCAGAUCUUGACCGCUUUGGCCGUCUCCAGGUUCUUCUACUUGUGCCUCCUCAUGUUCAAGCUUUUGUGCAUGGUCCUGAUCCCUUGGGUUUUUGAGUUCACCCGCCUCUACCAAAUGUUCAAAGCUGCCACCUGGUUCCUGACCUGCACCACCCUCUUCUUCUCGGCGACCCUCUGCGCCUUUUAUUGUGCCAAAAUAGCUAACUUCCAGCAGCGGACCUUCAUCCUCCUCAAGACAAGGAUCAGCCAGCUGGUUCCCUACCUGCUCCUCUUCUCCGUCUUUGCGUCCUUGGUGAACACCUCUCCAUUUUUCUACGGCAUUUAUCAGGUCGCCUGCAGCAAGCAGGAAAAUGAUUCGCACCCUUCUGGGAACGGCACGCGCCUCGGAAGCGCCAAUUUGGAAACAAACACAUUGAAUCUGUUCCUCUUCUGCAGCAUUGGAUUUUCAGUAGCCUUCUCCUUCCUGGCCACCUUGGCUUUCCUUCUGCUCUUCUCUCUCUGGCAGCACACCAGGACUUGCAGCGCCAGCUUCGGCCGCCCAAACCUGGAGGCUCAUUUCCGGGCCGUGAAAAUCAUCCUGUGCCUCUUGACCACCGAAGCCCUCAAGUUCGUCGCCCUGAUCCUCCUCCUCUCCAAUAUAUUUCUGGACAGAAGUCCCCAGAGCCGUUUCUGCACUUCCAUCGCCUUGGGGUGCCCCACGAUCGAGUCUGGCAUCGUGAUCUGGGGAAACCCUAAACUAAAAGAGGCCUUUAUGGCCACCGUGGCUCAUUGCAGCCUGCCCUUGCCCCUGAAGUAA
Messenger RNA from Sceloporus undulatus (fence lizard), 966 nucleotides. Its product is annotated as taste receptor type 2 member 40-like. The record is from RefSeq and is a predicted model, not a curated record. Gene Ontology annotation, biological process: detection of chemical stimulus involved in sensory perception of bitter taste; G protein-coupled receptor signaling pathway; sensory perception of taste. The transcript has a single exon. Bases 1 to 966 code for a protein of 321 amino acids. Gene Ontology annotation, cellular component: membrane. NCBI's taxonomy places the organism in Eukaryota, Metazoa, Chordata, Lepidosauria, Squamata, Phrynosomatidae. Gene Ontology annotation, molecular function: G protein-coupled receptor activity; bitter taste receptor activity.